Messenger RNA from Salvelinus sp. IW2-2015, 803 nucleotides. Lineage: Eukaryota; Metazoa; Chordata; Actinopteri; Salmoniformes; Salmonidae. The record is from RefSeq and is a predicted model, not a curated record.
UAUGCCACAAUCCAGUCCGUGUAUUUGUACUGUGGGUUUCCAGUUCCAUGUUUUACAGUAGCUAGACAGUGCGAGGGACAUGUGAACAAUGUAAGGGGAGCAUACUUCUGAGUAAAGUUAAACUAAAGUAUACAAACGCCCCGACCUCAGUUCUUAUAACAAUAAGCAAUAUCAACAGUCGGAUGUUACAAUUGGCGACGAGUGAAACGCACAAGAGAAGAAUGCAAUUUACAAGACGAACUACGUGCGUACGCCCACCCCUCUUCCCUGUCUCAUUGACGGCCAACCGGCGUACACGGUGUGGCGCCUCCUGAAGAUUCGACCACGGGGCAGGGGAUUCCAGUACCUCAUUGACUGGGAGGGUUAUGGCCCGGAGGAGAGGUGCUCAGUCCCCGCUAGGGACAUCCUGGACCCAGGCCUCAUCGCUGAGUUCCAACGCUGGCACCCCAGUCAACCAGCUCUGCUCCUGUGUCCCCUCAGAUCAGCACAUCCUGUCCCAGGUACUGACGUUGCUGGGCGUGUCGGGGGCGUACUGUUUCCUCUACCUCUUAUCCACUGAGCUCUUGCCCACUGUGGUCAGGAACAUGGGCCCGGGCAUGGCCUCCAUGGAAACACGCAUAGAAAGCAUCCUCUCCCCCUACGUCAUAUACAUCAGUGUGUGUGUGGGGGGGGGGGGGGUUGUGUGUGCCGGUUCGUUUGUGUCAGGUAUGGAUGAUUUCAUGCAUUAGCAAGCAUGAAUGUACACUGAACACAAAUAUAAACGCGUCAUGUAAAGUGUUGGUCCCAUGUUUCAUGAGCUGAAA